AUGGAAGACGUCAAGAAAGCGACCGACUUCGACUCGCCCUUCAAACAGGGUUUCCAAGUGCCUGUAACCCAUCAAGACACGCCUGGAAAACAAGGUGACCUACCUUUCGAACCUGUCAACGACAAGCUGCCGACGGAAGACGGUGGAUGGCAGACCUACAAAGCGGCUGGAAAGCUGCAGGACAAGAAAGCCCUCAUCACGGGUGGUGACAGUGGGAUCGGACGAGCAAUUGCCAUCCUCUAUGCCAUGGAGGGCGCCGACAGUUUCAUUGCGUACCUGCCGGAAGAAGAAGAGGAUGCACAAGAGACAAAACGUCAAGUUGAGAAACAUGGCCGAAAGUGCCACCUGAUGAGCACCGACCUGCGAAAGCCUGAUAAUUGCCAGAAAGUCAUUGACGCUGCCCUGGAAAAGUUCGGUGGCAGAAUCAAUAUCUUGGUGAAUAACGCUGGCUACCAGAUGAUGCAGCAAGAUAUUCAGGACAUCAGCAUCGAACAGUGGGCUAGGACCUUUGAGACCAACAUCUACUCGUUCUUUUACCUGUCCAAGUUUGCGCUGCCGCACAUGAAGAGAGGCGAUACCAUCAUCAAUUGCGCUUCUAUCAAUGCCUACAUCGGUCGUCCUGAUCUCCUCGACUACACAUCGACGAAAGGAGCUAUUGUGUCUUUCACGCGAGGCUUGGCCAACCAGCAAAUGAGCAAAGGCAUCCGCGUCAACGCAGUCUGCCCAGGUCCUGUUUGGACGCCACUGAUUCCAGCUACCAUGUCGGAAGAUGCCCAGAAGCAAUUUACGUCACCUUUGGGCCGACCUGCGCAGCCCAGCGAGAUUGCUACAUGCUUUGUGUUCCUGGCCAGCGCAGACAGCAGCAUGAUCAGUGGACAGAGCCUACACCCCAAUGGGGGAGUUGUUGUCAACGGCUAA
This is a messenger RNA of Exophiala dermatitidis NIH/UT8656, 918 nucleotides long. RefSeq lists its product as uncharacterized. Gene Ontology annotation, molecular function: oxidoreductase activity. Bases 1 to 918 code for a protein of 305 amino acids. The transcript is spliced from 3 exons. The record is from RefSeq and is a predicted model, not a curated record. Lineage: Eukaryota; Fungi; Ascomycota; Eurotiomycetes; Chaetothyriales; Herpotrichiellaceae.